CAAAAAGACAUUUCGUGAAAUGUCAAUUUUACUUUGAUUUUCGUGUUGUAAAUAGUGAUUUCGUGGUUACUUUAAUAUUUUAAGAUUAAUAAAAUGUUUCCUCUACAAAAGGAUAUUUGGACUGAAGUGAUAAGCUUAUACAAAAAUAUGCCAUUUCUGUGGGACAAAAGCGACCCUAAAUAUACGAGCAGACAAUCUCGAGAGAUUGGCUAUAAUAUCAUUCUCCAAAAAUACAAAGAACAUGAUAAACAUGCGAAUAUGGCAGUUCUAAAGAAGAAAAUAGAUAACAUGAGGACAUCCUACAGGCGGGAAUUGAAGAAGGUGUUACUUUCAAAAAGAAACUCUUUAACUCCGGAAGAUCGAUAUGUUCCAGAGUUGUGGUACUUUGACUCUCUGAGCUUCCUGGAUAAACACAUAGUUCUGCAGCACAACAGGGACAGCUCUGAUGAGGAUGACAUGGAGCUAAGUCAUAUAACAGAGUCACAGUCCUACACAGAUGACAGCAGUAACUUCAACCCUUCAAUAGAAAACUUAUUUUACCAAGACUUUGAGUAUGAUAAUGAUAUACUACCAAGAAAGAAACGAAAAAAAGUAAAAAGAGAAAUUCCAGAUGAAUUAGGAGAUGCAGAUACACUGGAUAAUGUGCAAGAGGAUGAUUGGCUUGUAGUUGGGAAGUCUAUAGGAGUGCAGCUGAAGGGCCUGGACAGCCGCCAAUCAGCAAUAGCACAAAAAAUAAUUGCAGAAACACUUUUCUACGCAAAGCUUGGGAAGCUCAAAGAGUAUUCAACUGUAAGUUUUAAUGAACCUCACAAGGAGCUAUCGGAUUUCUGAUUGUUAAUGAUGGGUUAAGUGUAAAUGUUAAAAAUAAAACCGUUUAAUAAAAUAUGGAUAUUUUAAAAA
Molecule: messenger RNA, 900 nt
Organism: Manduca sexta (tobacco hornworm)
Lineage: Eukaryota; Metazoa; Arthropoda; Insecta; Lepidoptera; Sphingidae
Exons: 3
Coding region: 94-831 (245 amino acids)
Source: RefSeq, a predicted model, not a curated record